AUGUCCACGGAGGAGCAGGGAUACCCUGAAGCUAUGCUGCUGGAGGCCGGACCUGAGUGGCUGCGGGCGGAAGUCGAGCGUCUUUCCCGGGAGCUGAGCGAGACAACCAGCGAGAAGAUCCAGGCGGCGGAGUACGGGCUGGCGGUGCUGGAGGAGAAGCAACAACUCAAGCAGCAGUAUGACGACCUGGAGGUCGAGUACGAGGCUGUCAGGCAGGAGCUGGACCAACUGAAAGAGGCCUUUGGACAAGCUUACACCAACCACAGGAAGGUGGCAGCAGAUGGCGAAAGCCGGGAGGAGUCUCUGAUCCAGGAGUCGGCCUGUAAGGAGGCCUACUAUGAGCAGAGGGUCCUGGAGCUGCAGAACGAACUGCGACAGACACGCAACAUCCUGACCAAUACCCAGUCUGAGAAUGAACGCCUUGUUGCCAUCUCCCAGGAGAUGAAAGAGAACGGGGAGAUGGUGGAGCUCCAGAGGAAUCAGCUGCGUGACGACAUCAAGGAGUACAAGUUCAGGGAGGGCCGUCUGCUGCAGGAUUACACCGAGCUGGAGGAGGAGAACAUCUCUCUGCAGAAGCAAGUCUCCGUGCUCAAACAGAGUCAGGUGGAAUUUGAGGGUUUGAAGCACGAGAUUCGUCGUCUGGAAGAAGACACUCAGUUCCUGAAUAGCCAGCUGGAGGACGCCAUCCGCCUGAAGGAAAUCGCUGAACGUCAGUUGGGUGAGGCUCUGGAGACCAUCAAGACGGAGCGGGAGCUCAAGACCUCUCUGAGGAAAGAGCUCUCCCACUACAUGAACAUAGGAGACUCUCUGUAUCACAGUCCUUUAAGCAUUUCUUUGGAUGGCCUCAAGUUCAGUGACGACGCCGCCACGGAACCUAACAACGACGAGGCUCUGCUUGGAUACGAGAACAGCUUCACCAAACUGGCCAACACCAUCAACGAGGACAACCGCAUCUCCACUCCUGAGAAGGAGGAGCUCUUCUGCCCGGUGCCCAGCCUGGUCGACGACCUGCUGAGUGAGCUGAACAUCUCAGAAAUCCAGAAGCUCAAACAGCAGCUGAUGCAGAUGGAGCGGGAAAAGGUCAACCUGCUGUCCAAUCUGCAGGACUCCCAGAAACAGCUGGAGCAGGCCAAUGGGGCUCUGUCCGAGCAUCAGGAGAAGGUCAACAGGCUGACAGAGAACCUCAACGCCAUCCGUAAGCUCCAAGCCAGCAAAGAACGCCAGUCUGCUUUGGACAACGAGAAAGAGCGGGACAGCCACGAGGACGGAGACUACUACGAAGUGGACAUUAACGGACCGGAGAUCCUGGAGUGCAAGUACAAGGUGGCCGUGUCUGAGGCAGGGGAGCUGAAGGAGGAGCUGAAGACGCUGAAAGCAGAAUACCAGGCCUGUCAGUCGCGCUACGACGAUGAACGCAGCCGUCUGGAGAACGACGUCAGGUCUCUGGGAGAUAAGCUGUCCAAUCUGGAGAGGACCACUUUUGCAGAGAGAGAAGAGAAGGCUAAACUAGAGAAAGAGCUGCGCAAGCUGAGUGACGUGGCGGGCGAGUCCCAGGGCAGUUUGAGCGUGGCCCAGGAUGAGCUGGUAACAUUCAGCGAGGAACUGGCCACUCUCUACAACCACGUCUGCAUGUGCAACAACGAGACCCCCAACAGAGUGAUGCUCGACUUCUACAAGGAGGGCAAAGGUGGCCGGAGCAGCCCGGAGGGCCGCGGUCGGCGUUCUCCCAUUCUGCUGACUAAGGGUCUCUUCCCAGAGCACGGCAGGACUGACCUCAGUGAUGGCGCUCCUUCGCCCGUCUCCUCUCUCCCCUCCCCUGUGGCGGACCACCGUCGCGAGCCCAUGAACAUCUACAACCUGGUGGCGAUCAUCAGAGACCAGAUCAAGCACCUGCAGCUGGCCGUGGAUCGCACCACAGAGCUGUCACGCCAGCGGGUAGCAUCUCUGGAGCUCGGCACCAUGGCAGACAAGGACAAAGAGGCCUGCAUGGAGGAGAUCCUCAAGCUGAAAUCCCUGCUGAGCACCAAGCGGGAGCAGAUCGCUACUCUGCGGACUGUCCUCAAGGCCAACAAGCAGACAGCUGAGGUUGCUUUGGCCAAUCUGAAGAGCAAGUAUGAGAACGAGAAGGCCAUGGUGACAGAGACCAUGAUGAAGCUGAGGAAUGAGCUGAAGGCUCUGAAGGAAGACGCUGCUACCUUCUCCUCUCUCCGAGCUAUGUUUGCCACACGCUGUGACGAAUACGUCACCCAGCUGGAGGAGAUGCAGAGGCAGCUGGCUGCAGCCGAGGACGAGAAGAAGACCCUCAACUCUCUGCUGAGGAUGGCCAUCCAGCAGAAGCUGGCGCUGACGCAGCGCCUGGAGGACCUGGAGUUCGACCACGAGCAAACCCGACGCGGCGGCAACAGCGGGCGCUCCAAGGCCCGCAGCAAGGCUGCCGGCACCACCGCCACCAGCAACCCCCACGUAAGUCAGAGUCUCACCUGCUCUGGCUCCGGCCGACCCGAGCUCAACAACGCCAUGCCCAAUGGCAUCCUGGGAGGCCCCGCCAUCUUCUGCAGUGAGAAGUACAAGAUCUACUGCGACUGAGAGGCGGCUCGGACAUCCAGCUGGACUGAUGUGUACAGAGGGCAGGGUGGGGGACCGAACCCUCCCUGCCCUUAGUGUAAAAGAGCCCCACUCGCUCGCUUUGCUCCCCGGCCAGCCUGCGCUCCUCUAGGGACUGCUGCGUUACUAACCGGCUGCUCGUUUGUGCUCGUGUAACCGCUUAGGGGAAUGCAGAUGUGUGUACAGUGUGCUGUGGACUGUAGUAGACAUAACUGGCAUGUGGGUUCAAGGGCCCUGGUUAUAAUGGGGGGGGUGUUGUGGAUUUUAUGGAGUGUCUAUUCUUUCCGCUGUCAUGGUGCUGUACCUAUGAUGUAAAAGGUUGCAACUUCUGUGUUUAUCUGUUCUGGCCCAGUAACAUAAACACAUGGUGGGGGGUGUGGAGGCAUGUAAAGAUGUCGGACUGAACGACAUCCUCUGUUUGGCGUGUCUGUCGGUGCUCCUUUGAUGAAAAUAGCCCUGAACUUCUCUCCCUUCCUUUCCAUCCUGACCAGGGACUCCGGUAUGCGGCAGCCCAUUUUUUAAAUCAAGUAACUGAUGUUUACAAGAAAAUGAACUAAAAUAUGCAAGUUCCCUCUGCUUUGUGGCUAGGGGAGCAUCAAAAUGGAUCUAUGUAUCAAUUUAAACUGAGAAGGGGGGGGAGGCUUCUUGGUUUUGUAAUGAAAAGGUUUGGGCAGAAAAAGGAGCAUCUGUGACCGCAGGUGUAUAUUUCAGGAUCAGUUUAAAGCUGUGAUGCUAGCACACCAAUACAAUAACGUCAGUAGGAUUGCAUGGCUUCGCAGCUGAAAAUGCUUAAAAAAAGAUUUAUGGUUAUUUUCUGUCAUCAGGUGUGUUAUCAGAUGAAAUGCAGGGCUCUACAUUGCAAAAAUCCCAGUUAAUUGGUGUACGGUGAAACACAGGAGGGGCUGUGAGCUCCGCGCGACCCUACAUGUCGCAUUGGGUCCGAUCAGAGCCAUAUCACAAGAGAGAGAGAGAAGGAGAACGUUUGACAAAUCGAUCUUCGCAUCCAAAUUAAGUGCACUUCAACAUAGGUGCCUCAGGUUACUUCUUCUGUUUUACUGUGAACAGAGAUACAAUAUAGUUUUGUUCAAAGGUUAUUUUUUAAAUAAUCAGCAAAAUUCUGGAAGAGCACAAAUUAUUUCAAGAGGAACUUCCUCAAAUCUGGAUUAAGUAAAACCGACUGCUUGGCGAAAGUGCCUGUCGACGCAAACAUUCAGUGUAUUUAUCUGUUGAUGAUGCAAAACCCUGUCCUCAUGUCUCUGCUCUCCCCCACUCAUUAUCAUGUUCCUGCUUUACCUGUAGGAGAUCACUCCAUAGCUUGCCAGUAUAUAAUAGAGAACAUAAAGUCAUGUGACUGAGUAGGCAUGGGCCGGUACCAGAUGGUCAUAGUUUAAAUGGUAAAUAGCAAACAGCCUGUACUUGAAUAGCACAUUUCUCAAGUCCAGAGGACCCCAAAGUGCUUCAUGCUACCUUUAGUCAUUCACCCAUCCUGAUGAUUAUAAGCUACAUUGUAGCCACAGCUGUAUAAGAUUGAGUAAAAGUACCACAAUUUCACUGUUUUUUUGUUUUGUGGAACUCAAAAAGAAAAAUGUAUAGCUUGGCUCAAAAUUAUUGAAUUGAAGUGAAAAUUAUUUACAUUCCUGCCAGACAUAGAUUUAAAAUAAUUUGUCUUCAUCCAGGAAGCGACUUUCUUGUUGUAAAUGAAGCAACAGUCUCCCAAAAGACAAAACAACGUCCAAAGGCAUUUUUGGCUUUUGAAGACAAACAAUUUGUCUUUUAAUUUAUAAAAUGUCAUAUCAGAAUAUCCAUACCUCUCUAAAUAAUAAAUGGAAAAGCCUUUCUUGGCAGCUAAAGGCUUGUCAUGAGUGUUGACACCGAUAUUUUUGAGCAUUUAACAAUGAGCUCCAAGUCUUGAGAUGAUAAAAGCCCUCAAGUCAAGACUCUGGCCGGCUUCAAAACAUUACCAAUAACAUAACAUGAUAAAUUCUUUUUGUUUAAGACAGAAAUUAGUACAUGCUCCUAUUGCUACUAAACCCUGUACAUAGCUCAUAGCUACAGAUGUUAGAGGAGCAUCACUAAGUUUGAAACCGUACCUUUUAAAAAUUAUGGCACCCCUUGAUGCCAGUAACCAGCCCAUGCCUACAGCUAAAAAUGAGCUCUCCUUUUGUCUUCAAUCUGAGUGUCUUGUUAGCUAUAACCGCCUUCUCUCUCGUAGAUUGUCAGCAGCUUGCUCCCUCAGCAUCACCAAUCACCCUUUAACUAGAAAGAGGACUUGUGAGGAAAAUAUUUCUGUCAGGUAACAUCCUCUCGUUUCGCUGCGUGUGUAUAUCUCAGUGUUGGAAGUGAAGGGGCCCUCGUGUGUGUAUGCGUGGGUGUGUGUGCGCGCGGUAUGUUUAUAACCAUUUGCACAACGAGGGCCUCUCAUUUCUAUAUCGUUUGGUGUGCGAGAACGACACCGCACACUGUUUUAGUAUUUACAAUAGCUUUAAACCAUUGCAAGCUAGUAUUAAGCAAAUAGUAAAAAAGAAUAAAAGUGGGGCUUGUGUUUAUUAAAUCCAUGUACUGCUUGUGGAUCAUAAACAUGUUCGCUUUAUGAUGUUGAAAGCAGGGUUGAUGGAAGGUGAUCCUGCAAGAUUUUUUUUUAAAUUCUACAAUUUUCUAACACUACAAAGCUCUAUAUUAAACUCUAUAUUCUUGAUAUAAUCCUUCAGGUUGCGAUCUUGCAGGAUCCUGCGACAGUAUUCCUCCAUCUUGGAUACGAUGCAAUGCGGAUUGAUUCCUAAUAAUAAAAAAAAAAAAGGAAAACUGUUCUUGAUCAACCCUGCUUGAGCGUGCAUCAGUAGGCCACAGCACAAAGCACUCGAGGCUGUUGUAUGACGUAAUGAAAAAAAUGAGCCUCCUUAGAGGUCAGUUACUUCUAUGUUUUAAUAAUCACUCAACAUACAAGUAGAAUGCAUUCAGUUUCUAUCAGUUUGUACUGAAAAGGAGGGAGACCUACACAUUUGACGGGAAAACCAGAUUUCUGUCUAAUAAUGUGGAGAAACAAGUCCAGGAUUUUCCAGAGGGAGAAACUCCUGGUGAUAUUUAGAGGCAGGAAAUCGAUAAACACUCAGUUGACCCAAGGACAUUGACUGAGAUGAUCUAACCUUCUCCCAUGUAUAGGCUCUGUGGUUUUACUGAGCUGUAGAUAGAUCUCAGGAUGUGAUCGUGACUAGAUUCCUUAGACGAGUGUCGACUGCCCCGUCGAAUUUGAAAUCAAUGUGUUUUAACUAAUUUGGUGUCAUUACAAUACGGCACCUGUGCAGCUCCUCCUACCUCCGCCUGCAGGCUUCUCCCUCACCACCUCUGAGUUUUCACCUCAAAUCACGUCUUGUAUUUGUUCGUUAAAGCCUGCAUGUGAAAACUUUACUCAUUUUUCAUUACCCGCACGGCAUCUCUCUGUGGCUUCAUCGCUGUUAUUAAAAGAAAAGUUCACAGUACUUGUGACAUUUUUUGGCUUCCUAAUUGAACUUGCGGGGUAAAAUGCAGUGUGUGCGCAGUUCCAGUUUUAAUUAAUUGGAAAAACUUCAAAAUGAGACCAUAUUUGGCUUUGAGCUUCUAAAAUCGCCUUCCGCUGCUUUGACUAACACCGGCUGCCGUCUUCUUCAUCACCUGACUUUACUGACAGCUGCUUUCAGACUACCUGAACGCUAACGAUGCUGAUCAUUUCUUUAUGUCUCCAUUUUGCAGUAAUUUUACGGUAAUUCCUCGAGGACGACGGAGUACCGACACAGAGUUAUCCCUCUCAACUCUUAGAACUGUAGCCGAUUUGGAUGUAAAGACUAAAAAACUAGUCUGCCUUCUACAUCUGAACACUAAAAUGUGGCACAUCAAAUCUUUUUUUUUUUUUUUUUCAAUAGUGCAUCGCUGCUGGAAGCAAACUUCUCACAAGUCCAGUGAACAUUCUGAAACAGAUUAUGAUUGGCUAAUCUAACCGUCCAAUUAGAAGCCAGGGGACAUGUGGCUGUUUCUCAUUGUGAACAAGUUGUUUUUAUUUUAUUUUUAGUUUUUCUCUAUGUGCACUUUGAUUAUAUAGGAAUAUAACAUAUUAUUGUUAACCUAAUAGGAAAGCGUGGUAGUACAAUGGUUUGUGAGUUAACCAACGCAAGUUUAAUACAGAUUAAAAAUACUAAUUACUUUAGUAAAUGCUCCACAAACCAUAAGAGUACUACUAUGAGUCUGUCCUCAAGAUUUUAUCCAUCAAGUAACCAUUCUUAACUUGUUUUGUUACAUUUUACAUGUUAUUUUGUUUUUUUCUUUGUAUGUUCAUUCUACUGCCAUGGUCCAUAUAAAAAAAUCCAGGGUGAUCAGAUUCUGGGGUUUUUUCAUGUAUUUAUUAUUCCUAGGAAUAGUACAAAAAUUUUACGCAAUGAAACUUGACAACGCUCUGAUUCAAAUGGGUAAGUUGCGUUCGGGAGAUAAAAUUCGGGUUGGCGUGACGAGGUUUUCUCCGAGCUUCUUACCGAGGGCGUUCCAUCGAAACCGAUCACUGGCCUUCAGAAUUCUCUGCAAGUUGCGACUAUUAAAUUCCAAAUUGGAAUUGCUUCAUUCUCUCUUCGUUUAUUGUGCCAAAUAUUGGCACACCGAUUUAGGUCGACAAGAAUCAGAACUCGGAAAGUAGACGAGGCAGCCACGGCUCUCCGUGCGAGCUGGCACCUGGGCUUUUGGGUUUUUAUGUUCAGUUGGUUUGUUUAGUUCUUCGUUUCUGACCAGUAGUGCCUUUCAUUGUUUCAAGAGAGAAUCUUAGAUUAGGAUUUUACUUUUUUUUUUUUUUUUUUUUUUUUUUUUAUAUAUAUAUAUAUAUAUAUAUAUAGGUGAGGGACAUGGGGUUUGAACUGAGUAUGAGCAGCAAUAAAGAGCAAAGUGAUUUCAGCCCCUUUUUCUGCUUGAGAGUGGUAAUAGUUUUAAAAUUAGCUCAAUAACUAAAAUUGUAUUGAAUUGUGCAGGUCAGUGAUCAAGUAAUUCAGGGGUAUUAAGAAAAGGUUGUUGUUGUUUUUUUACCAAACUGGGAACCAAAAGAAUUCCUUUGGCCUCCUGUUGUUGAACUAAAUAUGCUGAGGGGCAAAUCGGUGUACAAUUGGAAACAUCUACGCAUCUCUAGCUGUGUUUGGUGAAGGUAAUGUGAUCUUAAUAGUAUUGUUGGUUAAAAAAAAAAUGUGCUUGGAGCACUUUUUUUUUUCUUUUCUUUUUGUCUCUUUUUAAGUUUGUUUUUUAUUAUUAUCUCUUUUUUUACAUCAUGUUUUCAACAUUUACGUUUUCAGUAAACAGAAAACAAAAAUUAGCAUCAACAAGCUUGAAUAGUGCCAUUACAGCCAAUGCUUGCUUGUUGAGGCAUUAAAAGUUACCAAUAUGGAGAUAAAGCUGAACAAUUAAAGUGCAAUUCAGAUGCUGUUUUACUUUUUUAUUUUUUUCAACUGAAAAGUUUUCUGUUUGCUGGAAGCUAUAGCAUUGUGAUAAUAAAAUUAGCAGUGCAAACUAUUGUCAUAUUGUCUGUCAGUAUUGAUCCAUAAGAGUUUGAUAUCUUUAUAUAAAAUAACCACUUCACCUGUAUGUUGGUAUUUAUUUGAACUGUCCUGCAGUACUGUAUUCUUAUCAAUAAUGUGCAUUAUGAUUAGUGGCAUAUUGAUUCCAGCUAAAUGUCAUAUGCAUGUUCCUCAGUCAUGGGACCUUUACACAGGAUUGAAAACAAACAUGUAAAGUUUUGUCUGGGAAAUAAAAGAAGCGAGUUGAGUUUGAUGUAUUACUGCUGAAUUAUUGCGCUAAAAGUGUUUGUUUUCUAGUUGAGAGGUGGGGUGGCUGUGUAAGGGGAGUCAUACUGGUUAAAAUCAAUAAAUGUGACUAAGUUCUA
Messenger RNA from Gambusia affinis (western mosquitofish), 8488 nucleotides. Its product is annotated as protein bicaudal D homolog 2-like. Gene Ontology annotation, molecular function: cytoskeletal adaptor activity; dynein complex binding; dynactin binding. Bases 1 to 2586 code for a protein of 861 amino acids. The record is from RefSeq and is a predicted model, not a curated record. Gene Ontology annotation, biological process: microtubule anchoring at microtubule organizing center; regulation of microtubule cytoskeleton organization; protein localization to organelle. NCBI's taxonomy places the organism in Eukaryota, Metazoa, Chordata, Actinopteri, Cyprinodontiformes, Poeciliidae. The transcript has 10 exons. Gene Ontology annotation, cellular component: Golgi apparatus; cytosol.